UAAUAUUUUGUUGUCGUGCAACUAGUGACGGGUAAAAACCUUUUAACAAGUGAAAUCACUUCUAUUAUAAAUAUCGUUUUUAAAUGCCUUCUGAGAUUAGGACCAUUUAUAGUCACAAAAGCGUGACUGUAUAGACAUUUCACAAAUUGUAGAUGUUCGAAAGGACACAGCACAUACAUUUUAAUGAAACACACACAGCAAGUACAUUUGGGCAAAGCGGACAAAGUACUAUUUUGUGCGUUGCAUGGACUUACGAAUGACAUAACAUUUAACGUUAAGGUGCCGUCGCGCUCACAGCUCUAUUCGCAUUUGGAGGAUACUACUUUAUCUUCCAGUUCCAAUAUAAGAACGGUAAACCAAUACGCAAUUACUAGCUUGCGUGGAAAUAAAUGGAAAGACCAUGGACCGUGACCCAGAAGGCCAUCAUUUCAUGUCCCUGAGACUUUCCAGAGUUCUGAGGGACAUCGGCGUCACCAGACAGAUGGUGACUCGGAGGAGGAGGACAUUCCUGUUUGCGGAGAAGGUUUCAACUGUUAAUAGACUUAUAAGAUGUGAUGCAAAGUAUAACGCGUUUGUUUUUGGUAGCCAAUCGGAAGGAACAACAACUCUAGGCAUGAAUUCAGAUAUAGAUACUUUUGCAUGGGAAAAACAUUUUAAUGUGAUAAAAUAUUGGUCAGAAUGGGAGCAAGGGGAGACGAAUCUUUUGAUAAUAAAGAACGAUUGUUCUCCGCCCCAACACUGCUGUUUACAGAUGGUGAGACAUGACUGUCCUUUGCCCGUCACACGGGAGAUGGCGACAGCAAAUUUGGAUAUGGCGGAGACAAUGGAUGGCAUGGUGCUACUGAAAAACACUUGGUUGGAUAAUCCAAUGGAGCAGAUAUUUGGUCGGUUAUUUAGGAAACAAGGGCCCUCAAGAAGUGCUUUGAAAUACUUAGACGUAAUAGUCGCGUUAAAAUACAGCGGACUGUUGUUUGAAUGCAAUUUCCUAUUCACAAGACCAAAGCCUGGUCACUGGCCGAGACCUGAAAUACUCGCGCAGGCACGUCAGUGUGAAACCUUCCUCGUUCCACAAGGACACGCUGAGAGUGAUCAGUCACAACUGGAAUGGAGGUUUUCUACGUCAAUGAUUGAAAGACUGCUCAUGUUUGAUCUUAAUAUUUUGAAAAUACAGGUUUAUAUAUUUCUUAAAAUCUUACGAACGUCUUUUUUCAAACCGUUAGUUGGUGAUAGACUUAGCACGUUUCAUUUCAAAACAGCUCUAUUAUUCACCCUAGAGACAUAUCCACCAGAGAUCUGGCAGGAGCGUAACCUGCUGCAGUGUGUUAUAUACUGCCUGAAAACUCUUCAACGAUGGUUCAACCUUCGGCACUGUCCACAUUACACAAUCUCGGGAGUGGACCUGUUUGUAGGAAAACUGAGAAAAUGGGAAUUUCCUCUCCUGUCAGCCGUUCUGUCUGACAUGAUAGACAACAUCAUGGACUAUGUCUCCCAGAUAGAAAUGGACCAAAUAGGGGUGAGGAUUGGUAACAUAUGCAGAUCAGUCAGUACAGGAUAUCAGAACUCAUUAACUACAGUGAGGUUCUGCUUUGAUUGGACUUUAAACGAUAUAUUCGAAUUGUAUUGGAGAUGCACGAUUGAAAGAAUUGACAUUUCUAAAACAAGGAGCAUUCUCAUAAAGGUUCGUGAGAUUCUUUAUGACUCCUAUAUAUGGGAAGAAUUACAGCAUGCACAGACGUUCCUAUACCAAUAUCUUGCCUCCGUGACAGCAUCUAGGUGUCUUCGCCUGAAAAAUCGAAUACCAUCAGACGUUUACCGCCUGUACGAGGUCUCUCUAGACUCAGAUCUCACCUCCAGCAGAUUGAAGUUUGCAUCUAUGAUGUACUGCAGUGGUCAGUAUGAGAGGGCUAAACAGGUGUUGGUCUACACGGAGGCGCUGAUGCAUGCCGAUGUGUGGCAGUACGGUCGGUUUUCAGGAAGGUCUCAACAUAAGCCUACUGAGAGGUUUAUUCAAAAGGUUUUUGAGCUGCCUGUUUCGGAAGUUAUAAAACGGCAUGUUGCAUGCUCCGUUGUUUUUAAUUCAUUAGAAAUAUGUUGUGUACCUGGGUUCCUAGUAUACGAGAUGCAUAGAACGAUUCGCCCUGAAGAUUUUCACCACAGACGUAAAUCAUUCGAUGAUUGGAUGGACCUUGUAGUGAUUGACUCCAAACCCUUUAUGUUCUACCUGCAGUACCUCACAUUCAGACAACUAGGGGAAGAAGAGAGAAGAUUGGAAGCACUCGAUAAGCUACACAACUACGUUUGUGUUGAGAGUCGAGGGUGUGGUUAUAUAGAUACAGCCCUGAAUGUACUUGGUCACUGCUAUGAACUGGAGAACUUGUAUGAACUUGCAUGGACAGGCUACAGAAAAUCCCUCGGGCUCCUUCCUUACAACAACGCAGCUAGCUGGCAUAUAGCCUUGGCAUGUUACAGAGAAUUUCUAAAAGAAUUUCCCGACAACAACGCAGCAAUAUGGCAUUUAGCCUUGACUACUGUGAAAUCAUUAAUGUUCGUGGGGCAUUAAUGUUCGUGGUUUUCGUGGGUUGGGUGAUCCACGAAUUCAAGAUCCCACGAAAUAAAAACCCUUUAUUCACUUUUUCAAUUGCCUUGUUACGUACAUACUCUACUGUAGUAUAUUAUUUACAGAGGUCGCAGUAUACAGUUUUAACACCUGUCUCACUGUAUAACUUACGAUCAUUAUUCUGUUAAUAUAUAAUAACUGCCUUUAACAAAUAAUGAACCAAAUCAAUUAAAUGUGUUUUAUGAACCAAAUGACAGUUAUAAGCACGUGUUUAAACGUGCGCUGUUAAUGAAAAUCUCCAAGUUUACAAGAUGUGCGUGAUAAGUGUCCAUACUCGAUUUUUUUUAUUUAAUGAAAUAAUUAAUCGAUUACUAGUACAUCGAAGGUUACUAAGCACCGAACGUGACAACAUACGCAACGUUUCGGUGUUUUCACAGUUUGCAAAAUUCUUAAUUGGCAUUCAAUGGCUUCCCCUAUCUGUAUCUAUGAUCAGGGUACAUCUUCGUUUAUUACCUUUAUUCCCAAUUAAAUCGAUAAGUGACAUGGUUAUAUGCACUAAUUGGCAUGUCGUACCAUAUUGGCGAGUGUCAUAAACCGAGUGACAUAGAAGACGGAAAUCACGGGCCAGCGCGUGGAUAUUAUGCAGACGAUCUAGGACGAUCGCAUCUUCGAUUUCAUUUUUUUUUCAAAAAUGAAAAUCCACGAAUUCAAGUACCCACGAAAUUGUUUUUUAUUUCGGCAAACCACAAAAUUUCAUGCCCACGAACAUUAAUGAUUUCACAGUAUUUGAAGUCUGUUUUUUGGUGCCCUCGAGGCCAUGAAAGUGUUUCCGUUAUAAGGUUCGACCCAGCUUCUUCUCUGAUGAGAAUUUGUUAUAGUGUCAAUAGACAACUGGUACCAUGUGUUUUUAUUUCAUAAAUCAAUGAAUUAACGUUAAGUGAUUGAUGAAGAAGAAACAGUUAAACCAUCUGGUUACAUAACAUGCUUUGUUGAAAUAUACAGACAUCUUAUUUAAACAGUGUUUAAAGGAUUUCGUGUACCCAUGCAUAUGUAAGCUUUAUUAAUAAAAGAACUCAUGUAUCUCACGAUGGCAAAUAUAUAAACAUAUGUUGCUGUGGGUGUUUUUAUAUUUUCUUAAAAAUAAUCUCCUUCAAUAUUAAUUGGGCAACAAGGGGCAAUACGUUCGUCCUCUCUCCAUUCAACAAUCAUGUUGAUUUAGUAUAUAUUUGAGGAUAACACGUCGGAAGAACUAUAGUAUUGUUCCAUUACGGCUCUUUCUUUUCGAAAACAGACCGAAGAUUUUGUUUCCUUUUCUGAUAACCAUCACUAGCAUAAUCCUUUUGUUAACGUUUUGUUGUCGAUUUCGAACAGACAAGGAUGUAUUGUGUAUUAUUUAGGCGAGAAUUAUUUAUUAAUGGGCUGUUUUAGUAAAGUGUUAUAUUGUGUAUAACGUAUGUGUUUGCAUUUGUGUACAAUAUAUUAUAUUAUAAUAUAUUAUAAUAGAAAGUUAAUCGAU
This is a messenger RNA of Mya arenaria, 4073 nucleotides long. RefSeq lists its product as uncharacterized. Bases 401 to 2560 code for a protein of 719 amino acids. The record is from RefSeq and is a predicted model, not a curated record. The transcript is spliced from 4 exons. Lineage: Eukaryota; Metazoa; Mollusca; Bivalvia; Myida; Myidae. Gene Ontology annotation, molecular function: protein binding.